GUGCUCUCCUUCUGUGUCUCAUUCCCCUCGUUACUUCCCAGUGUAUUUAAACCCUGUGUUUCUCUGAGUCAGUGUCGCGUCGUCCCUCAAGCUGUGUGUUUCCUUGUGUGCCUCCCCGUCAAGUGUAAGUUUAUAUUUUUUCCCAGUUUAGUUUUGUAUGCUUUCCCCUGCCAGCAAAUAAAGCUGAGUUUUGAGUUCAUCCUUCGAGUCUGAGUGUCUGCACCUUGGGUCCUACUCUUGCCUGCCACACAGCGUUUCAUGACAGAACGACGCGACCAAACAUGGACUCAGCAGGUUCCGCCCGGGAAGUUGAUUUUGCUCGCAUCCAAGGUCUGGUGGACUGGAUUUCCCACACCGAUGAUGUUCGGGCCAUGACUGUGGGAAUCAAAGCCAUUGAAGCCAUCCUCGAGAAUAACCCCCACUUUGGUCAACUCAGAGGAUUUAUGGACUCACUAAACAUGAUACGUGAGGCCCGGGAGGUACUGCAAGCCCGGGAGAUAGGCAUUUUCGCCCGCUCCCUGUAUUCAGUGCCGAAGCCACCACCGCUGCAGCAUCAGAUGGAGCUCUCUGCAACGCAGCAGCGGCCAUUAAAGCGGAGGGGGGUUUCCACGCCACGGCCGCGGAAUUCUUCACUCUCCACGUCCAGCUCUGACUACUGCUCGCCUGCCUCUUUCCUCGCAGCGAUGUGGUCAGAGGAGGAGUCAGAUUCGACCUCUCCGUCAUUACCGACAACCGCCAAUAUCUCCGCUCCCAUUUCCAGGGGGAAGCGGCGGCAGCACAGGCAGCGAAAGGUGCCACCGCCAGAACCCAGGACCUCGCCAUUGCAAACACCUUUGGUGAGUGUAAGUGAUACUGAACAGUUUACUGGGUCUGAAGGCCCAAGGUCUGAUUAUGUUAUGGCUGAGAAGAAAAAGACUGCUUCCUUGGAAACAAAGAUUUCCCAUUUGGGUAACCUAAAAGACUGUUCUCCUCAUGCUCCCCCUAGCCAUACACAUGCAAAGAACUGUGGUAAUUCUGUUCCGUUUGAGCCUGGACUAAUUAACUCCAUGUCUGCUAGCUCAGAGGAUGUUAAGUCAGAGAUUAUUAAUUCUGAGAUUGUUUUUCCAAAAGCUGCCCAGCCAGAAGCUCACUUAGCUGCCCAGCCUCCAGAAGCUCCAUUUUCACCCCUACCAUCGCUUCAGUCAUCAGUUCGGUCUGCCACUCAGCUGCCCUUAGCGCCAUUAUCCACACUACCACCUGUUUCUCUUCCACCUCAACCAUUACUACACUCAGCCAUUCAGGCUGCUACUCAGUCAAUCAUUCAACCUAUUGCCCUGCCAUUAAGGCACUCUGUAGCUGAGCCAUUAGCCGCCCGGCCCGCAGCCGAUUCCGCCACUUCUCCACCCGUUACACCUCCACCACAACCAUCACUGCAGUCCCCAGUUCCUGUCCAGUCACCUGCAGUUCAGCCUUCCCCAGUGCAGUCACCUGCAGUUCAGCCUUCCCCAGUGCAGUCACCUGCAGUUCAGCCUUCCCCAGUGCAGUCACCUGCAGUUCAGCCUUCCCCAGUGCAGUCACCUACUUCACCACCGUUAGCAGCCAAGCUCCCACCUGAACCAUUAGCCCAGGUCCCUGUAGCCGCUCAGUCCCCUAGUCAGCGACACAUUAGCUCACCUGGUCCUCUACACAUUCAGCCAAGGGUCCCUAUACCCUCUGGCUCUACAGCAACACUUGCUGGAAGCUCAGAUGAGUUCAUCCUGCACUCCGCGGCUCCCACGCCGCCACCUGCUGGAGGGUCCGAGGGGCCCGUUCAGCAACCCGUCUCCACUGGAGGGUCCAAGGGACCGCUCCGGCCUGCAGCACCGCCGCCUCCGGCUACCACACCAGCUGCAGCCUCUUCAGCGUCAUCAGCUUCGCCUGGUCCAGCUUCGGCCUCCACCUCGUCUGGUCCAGCCUCCGCUCCUUCUCCAUCCUCGCCAGCUGCAGCCUCCGAGUCUUCAGCGUCGCCUGGUCCAGCUCGGGCCUCAGCGUCGCCUGCAGCAGCCUCCUCAUCAGCUGCAUCACCCACGCCGACGCCUGCAGCUGUUUCACCCACGCCGUCUCCGGCAGCGCCACCGUCUCCGGCUUCCACGCCGUCGCCUGCAGCGCCAUUCUCAUCUGGUCCAGCCUUCGAGCCUUCAGCCUCAUCUUCGCCUGGUCCAGCCUCUGCUUCGGCUUCGCCGCCCACGCCUGGUCCGGCCUCUGCUUCGGCUUCAACGUUGCCUGGUCCUGUGGCUGCCACGCCACCGUCUGGUCCUGCCUCGUCUAGUCCUACGCCCACCAAGCCUCGACCAGUACGCCCAACGCUUGAGAGCCGCCGCCGUCUUCCGCGCGGCCGGCCUCCGGACCCGCUCUGCUGCCGCCGCCGUCUUCCGCGCGGCCGGCCUCCGGACCCGCUCUGCUGCCGCCGCCGUCUUCUGCGCGGCCGGCCUCCGGACCCGCUCUGCUGCCACUUCUCACGUGGCCGGCCCCCUGAACUGACCUGUGUUUGGACUGCUUGCUUGGGCUCCGGUGUUUCCUGUGCCCUGCUUUUGUUUUCUGUUCCGUGCCCUCCGUCCUGGACCCCCGCCGCCCGCCCUGGGUUGUUUUCUGUUUGGUUUUGUUUUCUGUGUUUGGGCUGUCUGGUGCCAGCCCUUAAGGGGGGGGUCCUGUCAGGGUCCUGGGUCCCCUGACCCAGCAUGUUUAAUUCUUUAUGAUUUUUGUAAUAUUGUGCUUGUGAGUUGUAUCGUUUCUAGUUUUGAUCCCUUGCCCUUCGUGUUUCUCUGUGUCCCCUCUGUUCUGUGUAGUCUGUCUGCAUGUUGAGUUUCCCUCUGUGUCUUUCGGUUCUUAGAGUCCUCUGUCUUAUGGUUUAUGUCUCUGUGUUUCUUAGUU
This is a messenger RNA of Oreochromis niloticus (Nile tilapia), 2889 nucleotides long. RefSeq names its product proline-rich protein 36-like. The transcript is spliced from 2 exons. The record is from RefSeq and is a predicted model, not a curated record. Bases 282 to 2690 code for a protein of 802 amino acids. Lineage: Eukaryota; Metazoa; Chordata; Actinopteri; Cichliformes; Cichlidae.